AUGUUGGGACAUAGUCGGUCGGCAGUUGUGGAGUUUGUGCAAGGUUGCUGGAGGGAACCGGAACGAGUCAAGGAAGUUAAUGCCACUAUUGUAGCUCUGAUCCCGAAGAUUCCACGACCGACGACUAUCCAGCAGUACCGACCGAUUAGUCUUUGCAACGUGGCUUAUAAGGUGAUCAUGAAAUGUUUAGCUGAGAAACUGAAGCCGCUUAUGACCCAGUUGGUCCAUGAGACCCAGACGAGUUUUGUUUCGUGGCGGCAAAUUACUGAUAAGAUUUCUAUUUUGCGGGAAGUUGUUCAUUCGAUGAGAGCUAAGACGGGAAAAGUCGGGUGGAUGACUCUAAAAAUUGAUUUGGCCAAAGCAUACGAUCGUAUCAAAUGGAGCUUCGUUCGCGAUACUCUGGUUGCUGCGAAAGUCCCCCAGGAUUUCAUUGAGCUAACUAUGAGCUGCAUCACUACCGCUAGCAUGCAGAUUCAAUGGAAUGGCGGGCUAACAAAGGAAUUUAGGCCAUCGAGGGGUCUUCAUCAAGGCUGCCCUCUUUCCUUGUACAUAUUUACGUUGUGCAUGGAGUGUCUUGGUCAACUGGUCGAGGCUGCAGUAGCAAGAGGAGAUUGGAAGCCAAUCAGAUUAUCGCAGAGGGGUCCAUUGCUGUCACACUUGUUCUUUGCUGAUGAUCUAAUCUUUUUUGGUGUGUCCUCUAUGGAGCAGGUUCAAGUGAUCUCUCAAUGCCUUCAGGAGUUUGGAGCUGCCUCUGGUUAG
Messenger RNA from Linum trigynum, 759 nucleotides. The record is from the annotation of a GenBank genome assembly. NCBI's taxonomy places the organism in Eukaryota, Viridiplantae, Streptophyta, Magnoliopsida, Malpighiales, Linaceae.